Alternaria atra is the source of this 1623-nucleotide messenger RNA. RefSeq lists its product as uncharacterized. Bases 1 to 1623 code for a protein of 540 amino acids. Gene Ontology annotation, biological process: regulation of DNA-templated transcription. The transcript has a single exon. Lineage: Eukaryota; Fungi; Ascomycota; Dothideomycetes; Pleosporales; Pleosporaceae. Gene Ontology annotation, molecular function: zinc ion binding; transcription cis-regulatory region binding; DNA-binding transcription factor activity, RNA polymerase II-specific. The record is from RefSeq and is a predicted model, not a curated record. Gene Ontology annotation, cellular component: nucleus.
AUGAGGAAACGUCUUCGCGCUUGUGAGGAGUGCCAUCGUCUGAAGAUCAAGUGCGACAUCAGCAGUAAUCCUGACGCGGCCAGCUGCGAAAGAUGUACGCGCAACAACCUGGAAUGCGUUCCAGCAGCGCCGCGACUACAACGCAAUCGUAUCCAGGAGCUCGAGGCGCAGAUACAAGAACUCAACAACUUGCUACAAAGCCAAAGCACCAGCAGCCUUACGCCGAGCCACUCGCCUGGAAGUCUUACCACCACAACGCUAGGCCGAUCGCCCGGUAGCCUAUCCGACAACCACUACGAUGGCGUAUUAUCGUUCCUAGACGCCCGAAUUCCGCCUAACAAGCAACAACACCUGCUUCACCUUUAUGCGCAUCAGGCGGGAACGGCUUGGCCAGUCAUACGCCUGUCGAUGGAUCUUGACCAUCUCCGCGCAAAAGCUCCUAUUUUACUGCUUGCUGUGAUGGCAUACACUAUUACACAAGAGGCGCAAGGCGUAGACCUAGAAACGCAUGAUGAGCUAGUGCGCGAAACAAUGCAUAUUCUCGGCGAGGAGGUGAUCGGUAGGGGGCAGAGGUCCCUUGAACUUGUGCAGGCACUUCUCGUGGCCACACUCUGGAACAAAAGUACACGGAGGGGCCAACAGGGAAGCUGCUAUCAGAUCCUGCAGCUAGCCGCCGACAUGGCGAUCGAUCUGGGGAUCGCAGGAUUCUCGCUGCAGCCCUCUCCUGUGGCUUACUUCUGCCGGCACGAGGAUACAGGGUCACUCGAGGCACGGCGUACCUGGCUAGCCUGCUAUGUGGCACUGUCGAGCUCGUCGAUCAGCACGCGCCGACCUAACCCGUACCCUUGGGAUGCGUAUCAUGAGGAGUGCGUUUUGUGUCUGGAGAGCCAAGGAGAUGCUUCUGACAUGCUGCUUUGUCAGAUCGUCCGCAUCACCCAGCUCAAUAUGAAGAUUUCCACUCACCUGUGUCUUUGCCAAAUCGCCACUUUUGUCGAUGGCAACGAUUACAACACCUAUGCCGUAAUUGACACGUUAAAGAGCAAACUCGAUGCAUGGGCAGCUCAGAUCCCACCUAGCCUGGUAACAUCCCAGACCCUAAAGGUAUGGUGGCAUGUAGCCAUGGUUCACCUAUACGAGCUCGUGCUACACACACCAACAAACAAGGCGUCAUUUACAGCACCAUUCAUCCCAGGCCGUCUUCCUAUCAAAGACUACCCUAAGCCUACCAACAUCAUCGCUCCUCUCAGAACGACUCUCGAAGCCCUUGUCCAGAACUGCCAUGCAGCCCUCGACACAGCUGCAGAGAUGGAUCCAGUUUUGGCUGUUCACCUACCGUCGUUUUGCUUUGCACCCACCAUCCUCUAUACGCUCUUUGUGCUCGUCGCCGUCAUGGUAGCCACGACCGACCCAGGCAACACAUACGGGCAAUGCCUCCCAAAAGAUUGUUUCCGCAUCGAAGACUGCGGCCUGAAACUGCGCAAUCUGGUCGUGUACAUGAAGGUUUUGGAUCCGACCUUGAGCUGCUUUACAACACGUAUGUUUGAUGCGACGAGCUGGCUGGAGCAAUGGUAUAACGAUUACACUGCUAUUCUGCAGCGAUAUGAGGCAAACCUUUCCAAUUAA